ACAUUAUCGUUCACUACUAGCUAAGCAAAAUCAAGCUACAUCCACACCUUAGUCUUCUUCUAAACCUCAAAGUAUAAAGAUUUGAUAUCAGUAUCAUGGGUGUUUUUACUUUCUCCGAAGAGAACAUCUCCGCUGUUGCCCCUGCCACGCUCUACAAGGCUCUCGUCUUUGAUGGUGACAACCUCAUCCCUAAAGUUGUCGACGCCGUCCAGAGCGUCGACAUCCUCGAAGGAACCGGUGGCCCUGGAACCAUCAAGAAGAUCAAUUACCUCGAAGGAGGACAGUUGCACUACGCAAAGCACAAGGUGGAAGCGGUGGACAAAGACAACUUCGUAUACAACUAUACCUUAGUGGAGAGCGACACUUUCCCUGAGACAUUGGACAAGAUCGCCGUUGAGACCAAGUUGGCAGCAGCUCCUAACGGUGGCUCCGUCGUUAAGGUGACGGUUAAUUACGUGACAAAGGGAGACGUGAAGCCCAGCGAAGAAGAGCUCAAGAUUGGGAAGCAGAAGGGAGAUGGACUCUUCAAGGCCGUUGAGGCUUACCUCUUGGCCAAUCCCUCUUACAACUGAAUUCUCAGACAUUAAUAUCAAGAUAAUAAAAUUGAGGUGCCUAUAAUUCGACACCUUAAUUAACAAGUGCUCUUAAGCAUAGAACCAAAAAUCAAGUCAAUCUGGUUCAUGAAACUGGUAUAAUUAUUGAACCAGCAGUAUCUUCACUGGUUCUACAAA
Molecule: messenger RNA, 731 nt
Organism: Prosopis cineraria
Lineage: Eukaryota; Viridiplantae; Streptophyta; Magnoliopsida; Fabales; Fabaceae
Product: class-10 pathogenesis-related protein 1-like
Exons: 2
Coding region: 96-572 (158 amino acids)
Biological process (GO): abscisic acid-activated signaling pathway; defense response
Cellular component (GO): cytoplasm; nucleus
Molecular function (GO): protein phosphatase inhibitor activity; signaling receptor activity; abscisic acid binding
Source: RefSeq, a predicted model, not a curated record